AAAGUUGACAUGCGCCGCGUCCAUUUUCGUGAAGUGACGGGUCCUCAAGCGUUUUCCCAUUGAGAGUUUUUCGAAAUUCGGGCUUGUCCCUAUUCACUUUAACAUAGUUUCUAUUAGUUUUAUAAUAAUUUCAUCGUAUAAUGGCCGCCACAAAAGCUGAAUUAGCCUGCGUUUACGCUGCUCUCGUCCUUGUCGACGACGAUGUCGCCGUCACCGGUGAAAAAAUCCAGACCAUCCUGAAGGCAGCCAAUGUAGAAGUAGAACCCUACUGGGCUGGUCUUUUCUCUAAAUCUUUAGAAGGAAUCAAUGUCAAGGAUCUGAUCACGAACGUCGGAUCUGGUGUUGGUGCCGCUCCUGCUGGAGCUGCCGCAGCUGGUGCCCCAGCAGCUGCAGCUGACAAGAAAGAAGAGAAGAAAGAGGAGAAGAAGAAAGAAGAGAGUGAAGAAUCUGACGACGAUAUGGGUUUCAGUCUUUUCAACUAGGCGUAUUCAUUUGUUAAUGACUAAAUACUAUGAACUGUAUGUAUCUAUUGUUUUUAUGUUUUUAUACAAAUAAAUCACUCCUUUGUUGAAAGACCA
Messenger RNA from Bemisia tabaci, 578 nucleotides. RefSeq names its product Ribosomal protein LP1 (gene RpLP1). Gene Ontology annotation, cellular component: ribosome; cytosolic large ribosomal subunit. Gene Ontology annotation, biological process: cytoplasmic translation; translational elongation. Gene Ontology annotation, molecular function: ribonucleoprotein complex binding; structural constituent of ribosome; protein kinase activator activity. NCBI's taxonomy places the organism in Eukaryota, Metazoa, Arthropoda, Insecta, Hemiptera, Aleyrodidae. The record is from RefSeq and is a predicted model, not a curated record.